Bicyclus anynana (squinting bush brown) is the source of this 1970-nucleotide messenger RNA. RefSeq names its product beta-alanine transporter. The coding region runs from base 169 to 1956 and encodes 595 amino acids. Gene Ontology annotation, biological process: transmembrane transport. Gene Ontology annotation, cellular component: membrane. The transcript is spliced from 8 exons. Gene Ontology annotation, molecular function: transmembrane transporter activity. Lineage: Eukaryota; Metazoa; Arthropoda; Insecta; Lepidoptera; Nymphalidae. The record is from RefSeq and is a predicted model, not a curated record.
UCCCACUGUAGAUACAACCGGUAGCGUUUAGGGUCCCAAGUAUAGGUAAGCAACUUAUUGGUUCACCGCGGGCAGUCUGCUACUCGGACCGUGUGGGCUGACAUCAUUUUGACCCAGUGGCAUUCAAAACAACGUCCAGAGACUCGAUCCUACAGUUGAGAUCCCAUCAUGGAUUUCGACGCGAUUCUGGAGGACGUGGGCGAGUUCGGUCGCUACCAGAAGCUGGUGAUAUACUUCGUGCUGCUGCCCGCGGUGGUCCCGUGCGGGUUCCACGCGUAUGCGCAGCUGUUCAUGGCAGCUGAUGUCAAGCACUGGUGCAGGGUGCCGGAGCUGGAUGCUCUCGAGGAUCUGGAGCUGGCCAGGAAUAUAAGUAUUCCGCAAGAGUUAAGAAACGAUCAGCUGGAGUACUCUCAGUGUAGCAUGUACAAUCGGAACUAUACUGACGUUGUGAACAACUACCCUAACACGGAAGACAGCCAGGAUAAGAUGGAGCUCAUCCCUUGCGCUGAUGGAUGGGUCUACGACAUGGGCACGUAUAAGAACACCGUUGUUAUGGAGUGGGAUUUAGUAUGCAACAAAGAUUUCUACCCGACACUCGGCUUAGUGUUGCUAGGUGUUGGAGGUAUUAUAGGCAACUACAUAUUUGGCUACCUCCAGGAUACUAUGGGACGAAAGCCUUCCUUCUUCAUCUAUUUGGCCAUUGAGUGCGUCUUUGGGGUGGCUACGGCGUUCGCUCAAAACUACGUCGUGUGGAUUGUUUAUAGAUUUGGUGUCGGCUUCACUGUGCCUGCUAUCAUGGCUACGCCUUAUGUUUUGGCAAUAGAACUUGUGGGGCCAAAAUGUCGGACCUUGUGUACAAUUUUAUCAAAUAUUGCCUACUCUAUGGGCCUCAUUCUGUUAGCUGGAGUUGUCUAUUUGGUCAGAGACUGGCGACACCUGGCCUUGGCUAGCACAUUGCCUUUUGUCUGCUUCUUCCUCUACAUUUGGCCAAUGCCUGAGAGCCCGCGGUGGUUGCUGGCAAGAGGACAGUUUGAGAAAGCUGAAGUUAUUUUAAAGAAUAUGGCCAGGAUCAACGGCAAAUCCCUACCAGCCAACUACAUGGUGCAUUUGCGACGCAAAUAUGAAUCUGACAAGCUAAAACAAGACUUAGAGAAAGAGAAAUCGCGCAAAUAUGGAAUACUGGAUCUGUUCAGAACACCUAAUCUACGGAAGAAAACUAUUAUAAUUACCUUCAUUUGGUUCACAAAUACCAGUGUAUAUGUUGGGCUGUCAUACUACGCUCCGGUGUUAGGAGGGGAUGAAUUUUUGAACUUCUUUUUGGCUGGCAUAGUGGAGCUGCCCACUUAUAUGUUUCUGUGGCCAUCUAUGGAACGCUUGGGAAGGAGAUGGACCUUAUGUAUGAGUAUGGUGGUCGGUGGUGUUGCUUGUUUGACCACGUUUUUGGUUCAGCAUGAGACGAACGUGACCCUAGCCUUGUACUGUGUGGGCAAGAUGGGCAUAUCGUCAGCGUUCGUGGUGCUGCCAUUAAUGGCGUCGGAGCUGUACCCCACCGUGGUGCGCGGGCUCGGGAUGAGUCUCAGCUCAGUGCUCGGCAUGCUUGGGCCUAUCUUCAUCCCGUUAGUGAAUUAUUUGGGUUCAGACAUUAUGGUACUACCUUUAAUCAUCAUGGGAGCAUUGUUGGUAGCUGGUGGUAUCGCGAGCCUACUCCUCCCAGAAACCCUCAAUCAGCAUCUACCACAGACUCUAGAAGACGGAGAAAGAAUGGGGUUAGACACGGAGUUUUGUUGCAACCCGCCAGUUAAAGAAUCCAAACCUGAUGAAGAAGAAAAGAUACAAGUAAAUUGUAAAGACUGCAACGCCUUGUGUUCAUGUCAGAUGGUUAACGUAUCUAUAAAUGAGGACGUAGUCGCCGUUGAUAAAAAUAAUGAAAAAAUUGAAUUUGUAGUUCGUAAAUAAAUAAUUAUAAACUA